GUGUGAGACCCGAGGCGGGCGGGGAAGAGGCGUGUCGAGGACUCGCGCGGUGUAGCCCUGCCGGCCCCUGCGCUGCUGCUCCCGGGGAGCGCUCAGGUCCAAGCCUUCGGGAGCCGACUCUGCACUACACCUGGCCCCCGACCCCGGAACUACGGGGAAGAACCAAAACCUGGAUGGGCUCAGCGGUCUCCGGCAGAUCGCUAACCACCGCAGCUGUGGCAGGUAAAAAGAUUGCCGUUUCAACUCAGGGAAGCAGUGGGCUUGCUGUCUUUGUGUUUUAAACUGCAGCAGCAACUUUGAGAUCAACAAUGAAGCAAUGAUAUCUGAGACCAGAGGAGUGUUUGCCAAGUCAGUGUCAGCACAUUUCAUGUGAUUGUACAAGAAACAAUCUGCAGCAGACCUAUGUGGCAGCUAGUGUAGGGAGAAUGCUUUCUUCUGGAACUACUUAUUUAGAAGCAGUUUCAAUACAGAUUAUUUAAAUUCUAUCUAUAUCAAAUGAAAUAAAAAUGAGUGAAGCCCCCCGAUUCUUUGUUGGGCCUGAAGAUACAGAAAUUAACCCUGGAAAUUAUCGUCGUUUCUUCCACCACGCAGACGAGGAGGAGGAGGAGGAGGAUGAGUCUCCACCGGAAAGGCAGAUUGUGGUGGGAAUAUGUUCCAUGGCAAAGAAAUCCAAAUCUAAACCAAUGAAGGAAAUUCUGGAACGAAUCUCUUUGUUUAAAUAUAUCACAGUAGUAGUAUUUGAAGAGGAAGUUAUUUUGAAUGAACCAGUGGAAAAUUGGCCUUUAUGUGAUUGUCUUAUUUCUUUCCAUUCUAAAGGAUUUCCACUGGACAAAGCAGUUGCCUAUGCAAAACUCAGGAAUCCAUUUGUAAUCAAUGACUUGAAUAUGCAGUAUCUCAUACAAGAUAGAAGAGAAGUAUAUAGUAUUCUUCAAGCUGAAGGCAUCCUACUUCCUCGGUAUGCAAUUUUGAACCGUGAUCCAAAUAAUCCAAAAGAAUGCAAUCUGAUUGAAGGGGAAGAUCAUGUAGAAGUAAAUGGGGAAGUUUUCCAAAAGCCAUUUGUAGAAAAGCCAGUCAGUGCAGAAGAUCACAAUGUUUACAUUUAUUAUCCAACAUCUGCCGGAGGUGGAAGUCAGAGGCUCUUUAGAAAGAUUGGUAGUAGAAGUAGUGUAUAUUCCCCAGAAAGCAAUGUGCGAAAAACAGGCUCGUAUAUAUAUGAAGAGUUUAUGCCUACAGAUGGUACUGAUGUUAAGGUUUAUACUGUGGGUCCCGACUAUGCUCAUGCUGAAGCUCGAAAAUCUCCUGCUCUGGAUGGCAAGGUGGAACGAGACAGUGAAGGGAAGGAAGUAAGAUACCCUGUUAUUCUCAAUGCACGAGAGAAGUUAAUUGCUUGGAAAGUCUGCCUUGCCUUUAAGCAAACAGUUUGUGGCUUUGAUUUGUUGCGAGCCAACGGACAGUCCUAUGUCUGUGAUGUCAAUGGGUUCAGUUUUGUGAAAAAUUCCAUGAAGUACUACGAUGAUUGUGCAAAAAUACUUGGAAAUAUUGUAAUGCGGGAGCUUGCUCCACAGUUUCAUAUUCCAUGGUCAAUACCCUUAGAAGCUGAAGAUAUUCCAAUUGUACCAACUACAUCUGGAACUAUGAUGGAACUUCGAUGUGUCAUAGCUGUCAUACGUCAUGGGGAUCGAACACCUAAACAAAAAAUGAAAAUGGAAGUGAGGCAUCAAAAGUUUUUUGAUCUUUUUGAAAAGUGUGAUGGGUAUAAAUCAGGGAAGUUAAAACUCAAGAAGCCAAAACAGUUACAGGAAGUCCUGGAUAUUGCACGGCAACUUCUUAUGGAGCUGGGGCAAAAUAAUGAUUCUGAAAUUGAAGAAAACAAGUCCAAACUUGAACAACUUAAGACUGUGUUAGAGAUGUAUGGUCAUUUUUCUGGAAUUAAUCGUAAGGUCCAAUUGACCUAUCUCCCACAUGGUUGUCCUAAAACAUCCAGUGAGGAAGAAGAUAGCCGAAGAGAAGAGCCAUCCUUACUUUUGGUUCUGAAAUGGGGAGGAGAAUUAACUCCUGCGGGCAGGGUACAGGCUGAAGAACUUGGAAGAGCUUUUAGGUGUAUGUAUCCUGGAGGUCAAGGAGAUUAUGCAGGAUUUCCUGGUUGUGGUUUACUUCGAUUACAUAGCACCUACCGACAUGACCUCAAGAUAUAUGCCUCUGAUGAAGGCCGAGUCCAGAUGACUGCAGCUGCUUUCGCAAAGGGUCUUUUGGCACUGGAAGGAGAGCUUACACCCAUUCUUGUUCAGAUGGUGAAAAGUGCAAAUAUGAAUGGCCUUUUGGAUAGUGAUAGUGACUCUUUGAGCAGCUGUCAGCAACGUGUGAAAGCAAGACUUCAUGAAAUACUUCAGAAAGACAGAGAUUUUACAAAUGAAGAUCAUGAAAAGCUUACUCCAUCUGGAAGCAUUUCUGUUAUCAAAUCUAUGCAUUUAAUUAAAAAUCCUGUGAAGACCUGUGACAAAGUUUAUUCAUUGAUUCAAAGUUUGACUUCUCAAAUCAGACAUCGGAUGGAAGAUCCCAAGUCAUCUGAUAUUCAGCUUUACCAUAGUGAGACAUUGGAGCUUAUGCUACGUAGAUGGUCCAAAUUGGAGAAAGACUUUAAAACAAAGAAUGGAAGAUAUGAUAUUAGUAAGAUCCCUGACAUAUAUGACUGUAUAAAAUAUGAUGUUCAGCAUAACGGGUCCUUGAAAUUAGAAAAUACAAUGGAAUUAUAUAGGCUUUCAAAGGCAUUAGCAGAUAUUGUUAUCCCUCAGGAAUAUGGUAUAACUAAAGCUGAAAAACUGGAGAUUGCCAAAGGCUACUGUACUCCUCUAGUUAGAAAAAUUCGUUCAGACCUUCAGAGGACACAAGAUGAUGACACUGUAAAUAAGCUCCAUCCUGUGUAUUCCAGGGGGGUUCUGUCUCCUGAGCGCCAUGUCCGUACCAGAUUGUAUUUUACCAGUGAAAGUCAUGUGCAUUCCUUACUAUCCAUUCUUCGCUAUGGUGCCUUAUGUGAUGAAUCAAAGGAUGAACAGUGGAAACGAGCUAUGGAUUAUUUAAAUGUUGUCAAUGAACUCAACUACAUGACCCAGAUUGUUAUCAUGCUUUAUGAGGAUCCUAAUAAGGACGUUUCCUCAGAGGAACGCUUUCAUGUUGAAUUGCACUUCAGUCCAGGAGCCAAAGGCUGUGAAGAAGAUAAAAAUUUACCAUCUGGCUAUGGGUAUAGACCAGCUUCCAGAGAGAAUGAAGGCAGAAGAUCUCUAAAAAUUGAUGAUGAUGAACCUCAUACUUCUAAGAAAGAUGAAGUUGAUCGAGCUGUAAUAUUGUUUAAACCAAUGGUAUCCGAACCAAUUCAUAUACACAGGAAAUCUCCACUUCCAAGGUCUAGGAAGGUGACUACAAGUGAAGAAGAGAGCCCCCUGAGUGUGUCUAGCCCAGAGGGUACUGGUACCUGGCUGCAUUAUACCAGUGGUGUGGGUACUGGGCGUCGAAGACGCAGAUCAGGGGAACAAAUCACCUCUUCCCCUGUCUCCCCCAAAUCAUUGGCUUUCACAUCCAGUAUUUUUGGCUCAUGGCAACAGGUUGUUUCUGAAAAUGCCAACUAUCUUCGAACACCAAGGACUCUUGUGGAACAGAAGCAGAACCCCACUGUAGGGACUCACUGUGCGGGCCUGUUUAGCACCUCAGUGCUCGGGGGUUCUUCAAGCGCACCUAACCUACAGGACUAUGCUCGUACUCAUCGUAAAAAGCUGACCUCUUCCGGCUGCAUAGAUGACGCCACACGCGGUUCUGCUGUUAAAAGGUUUUCUAUCUCAUUUGCUCGACACCCAACCAAUGGCUUUGAGUUGUAUUCCAUGGUGCCGUCUAUUUGUCCUCUAGAAACUCUUCACAAUGCCCUGUCUUUAAAGCAGGUGGAUGACUUUCUUGCUUCCAUUGCUUCUCCAUCAACCGAAGUUCUACGCAAGAUCCCUGAAAUUUCCUCUACUCCUUUACGUUCCAGUCCACUAAUGAGAAGAAAAAUUUCCUUAAAUACAUACACACCUGCAAAGAUCCUCCCAACACCACCAGCUCCCUUAAAGAGUACUAAAGCAAGCAACAAACCAGCUAUCAGUGGACCUUCUGCUGCAGUUGCUCCUGGUACCUCAUCUCGGAAAAAGAGUAUAACCAGCAAAGCUGAAGGACAUGAACACAAAAAAAGCACUGGGAAAAAGAAAUGAAAUUGUAUCAAAGACUGGAGUUUAUCUUUAGAUAAAUGACUUUUUCAAUAGCAAAAGAUGUAUAAACCUUGACUGAAGCUUGUCAAAGCAAGUAAUUUGUUUUACAUGAUGCAUCUCUGUACUCAUUUUAAAACACUUUCAGAUCUAUAGGAUUCUUUGUUUAUAUUCAGGUGAGGAGCUUCAUCAUGACCUGGAAAUAUUCAAAAUAAUUUCUAUCAGCAUAAUGUCUGUAACAGAAUUUAUGACAACUGCCUGUCAUUGUUAAUGUGAUGAUUACCAUGUGCCUGUGUAAGACAAAGGACAUAAACACACAGCUGACCUGUACCAGAGUACAGAGUCCUGUCAGGUGCCCUGCAGUACAUGAUUACAUUUCCACAAGACUGUACUCAGUAAAAUUUGACAGGCAGGAACACAUGCUGAUGACUUUUUUUAAAGCAUAUUUCCAAAGAGAUCUCAUUAACCAUUUACAUUAGCAAUUGUUUUAUUCUUAUUGCAAUAUGCUGCAGUAUUUAUUAACUGGGUUAUAUAGAACAUGAAUUAUUUUUUCAGUUGUGCUUUGAAUUUUUUAUUGCAAAUUAUUUAAAAUAUUAUAAAUACAGUUUAGAGAACUAUACCUUUAUACACAUGAAUUUACAAUUUGAUUUGUAGAAAAUAUUUUCUUUAUAUAUUUCUUUACCAUAUGAGGUACUUUGUUCAUCAAGAAAAAUUUUGCUUUCUCUAUUAGGAAGGAAGGUACCUUUGGAGUUUCUUUUUAUUGAACAGAUAUAGCUGAUAAGUUUAUAAAUCUCAUACAUACUAUUCAGAGAUUUUCUUUAGAACUAAGAACUCGGAUUAAAAAAAUGGGAGCUGUCAAUGUUAACCUGACUUGUUGGCAGGUAUUAUGUAGAGCAUCUGUUGCUAGUGUUCCAUUCUUAUGUCCAGUUAUUGUUGAUCUCACCAAGAAAACUCCACAAUUGAGCGUUUGUACUAAAUGCUGCUUACAAAUGAUUAGAUUUGGAAGAAAAAUUGAGAUCAUUGUUGUAAUUUCAUCUAAUAUGGAAAAAAAAAUACUAUCCUUGGUGCUUUUUCCCCUUGAUGCACAAAAAAUUGUAUGAACCAUUUGAAAUGACUUGCAAACUAAACAGUGUAGCCUGCUAAAAAUCUCAUACAUUGGAAAUUAUAUAAUUUAAAUUAAAGCUUUAGCUUCAGGUUUAUGUUUAGAAGAAUUACUGAAGUCUUACUGUAUCAAUAUGGUUAUCAUAAUUCUUCCAAAUAGACUUCUAACCUUAAAUCAUCUUAUGAGCUGACUUUUAGAGAAUAAGCAUAUUACAUGUUGGUUGUUUUAAAAGGGAUCAUAUAUAUAUAUAUGUGUGUGUGUGUGUGUGUGUGUG
Nannospalax galili (Upper Galilee mountains blind mole rat) is the source of this 5605-nucleotide messenger RNA. RefSeq names its product diphosphoinositol pentakisphosphate kinase 2 (gene Ppip5k2). Gene Ontology annotation, molecular function: 5-diphosphoinositol pentakisphosphate 1-kinase activity; inositol hexakisphosphate kinase activity; diphosphoinositol pentakisphosphate kinase activity. NCBI's taxonomy places the organism in Eukaryota, Metazoa, Chordata, Mammalia, Rodentia, Spalacidae. Gene Ontology annotation, cellular component: cytosol. The transcript is spliced from 31 exons. The record is from RefSeq and is a predicted model, not a curated record. Bases 507 to 4235 code for a protein of 1242 amino acids. Gene Ontology annotation, biological process: inositol phosphate biosynthetic process; inositol metabolic process.